CCUUGUUCCAUCUCUUCUCUUUCUUUUACAAAAUGGAUCAGGAUGUUACUAUAAAGGAGCUUUCUAAUGUGGAUGAAACAUCUUCAACUCAAGAAAUAAUACCACCGACACGUACUGAAGAACAACACAAAGAAGUCUCUCCUGACACUUCUUUGGAACCUCCCUCUGAUGACCAAGAGAAACAAACAACUUCAUCUAUCAAUCCUCUUGAUUCAAAACCACUGGAACAACAACAAUACAUCAACUCCCCAUCUUCUUGGCAAAUUCCUCCGAGUGCUUUUCAACAGAAACAACAACAACAACAACAACCAUAUGAACCAACAGAAUCACUAAAAUCUUUGGAAAAAACGACAAGCAAACGCGAUCGAUUAGAACAACGAAUUAAAGAAGACGAAGAAGAUUUGGAUGCUUGGUUUACAUUAAUAGCAGAUAUUCAACAAUCUGGUGAUUUGGAGGCAACUCGUGCUAUCUAUGAACGAUUUUUGAAGAUAUAUCCAACCUCGGUAAGCAAAAUGAUAAAUAAAUAAAUAUAUAUAUAUAUAUAUGUGUGCGUGUGUGCCUGCAGAGAAGAAGAGGGGUAUGUGUAUAUAUAGGUUAUGGAAAUGGAUUGAGUAGAUGGAUACGACAUGAUUUGGUGAAAUGUGCUUCACAUAAUACGAUACUGGACUUGGUGGUGGCUUCUCUUUAUUACACUCUUUUGGCAUUGGUAGUUAUCGGCACUUUCUCCAAUAAAUUUAUAUCCAUUAUCUAUAUUAUUUUGUCCUUUUUUUUUUUAUCUCUUUGUAUAUAUCAUACAUUUCGCC
Halteromyces radiatus is the source of this 803-nucleotide messenger RNA. RefSeq lists its product as uncharacterized. Gene Ontology annotation, molecular function: protein binding. The transcript has a single exon. The record is from RefSeq and is a predicted model, not a curated record. Lineage: Eukaryota; Fungi; Mucoromycota; Mucoromycetes; Mucorales; Cunninghamellaceae. Bases 33 to 527 code for a protein of 164 amino acids.